GGGAGUCAUUUGUGUGGUGCUCUGCACUGUGUGUCACGGUCAAAUAUGCCCUGAAAACACAGGUGCUACAGACACUACAGAGCUCACAAACUUGCCAAUAUAUAUUAUUUUGCCGAUGGAUAAGGACGAGCGUGUCUUUUAUCGGGAUCUCCCGAAAGUGGAGCUGCACGCUCAUCUCAACGGCUCGGUGAGCUUCCAAACCAUGGAGAAGCUCAUUAAGAGGAAGCCACAUCUCAACAUUGAACACCAUAUGACGGCCAUUGACAAAACCCAGCGGAGAACGAUGGGCGAGUGUUUUCAGGUCUUUAAGGUCAUUCAUCAGUUGGUGGACACAGAGGAAGACCUCUUGAUGGUGGCCACAGAUGUAAUCAAAGAGUUUGCAGCUGAUGGUGUCAAAUAUCUGGAGUUGAGGAGUACACCAAGAGAGAUGAAAACCGGUUUAACCAAAAAGGGGUAUGUGGACACAGUUAUAAAAGCCAUUCAGCAGUGUAAAGAAGAGGAGGUGGACAUUGACGUAAGGUUCCUUGUUGCCAUCGAUCGCAGAAAUGGGACUAAGGUUGCCAUGGAAACGGUAAAGCUGGCCGAGGAGUUUAUGUUAUCGACUGACGGCUUGGUGGUUGGACUUGACCUCAGCGGGGAUCCAAAUGUAGGCCAUGGAAGAGACCUCCUUCCUGCCUUGCAAAAAGCCAAGAACAGCGGACUCAAGUUGUCGCUGCAUCUGUCAGAAGUUCCGUCACAGCUGGAGGAGUCGGAGCUCCUGCUUAAUCUACCUCCGGACCGGAUCGGUCACGGCACCUUUCUGCACCCCGAUGUUGGCGGCUCACAUAGCCUUGUUGACAAAGUGGUAAAGAAUAAAAUACCUUUGGAGCUUUGCUUGACUUCAAACGUCAUCGGACAAACUGUCCCAAGUUACGCCCAACACCACUUUAAGUACUGGUACCAGUUGGGCCACCCAUGUGUCAUCUGUACGGACGACAAGGGCGUGUUCAGUACAGACUUAUCUUGGGAAUACAAGAUGGUGGCGUCCACUUUUGGGCUGGGUCGCCAGGCCAUGUGGACGAUGUCCCGCCAGGCCAUCAACUGCAUCUUUGCCACAGACGACGUCAAGCGGCGGCUCGAGCAAAAAUGGACUCAGUUACAGCCUUGUGUGCUCAAAUAAGAGGUUUUGCUCUGUGCCGGCCGACAGCUUACCUCACUUUAUGGAAAAGGGAAAACGACUAACUUUUUACUAACCUUGGUAGUAAUCAUAACAUUACAAAAAGUGAAAACACUUGAUACUUUUGUUUUGAGCUGAUAUGCACAACUUUAACCAAUAAUUGAAAAGACACUACAUACAAGCCAUUAUAUUUGUAUUUGGCACACAUGAUCGUGAUUAAAAAAACGAAAAAACACUCAUCUGUCCAUUUCUUGCAUCCAAUUAAAAACCAGAACCUCACUGUCCAUCUCCCUCCGUCACAAUCAUUUGAACACCUUCUUUCCAAAUUUACCAUGUUUGUCAUUUUUCUUGAACUUUCCAUGCUGCUUGUCCUUCCUCUUUUGCUUCCCGUACUCGAGACAGCCAUUGCUCGCCACUGCAUUUCCUGUAUCUAGUUUCCUCUUCUUGUCACUGUCGGAAAUACAAAAAAGAAAACAUUUUAAAAAAGGAUUUCUGCUUUAGAUGUGUGCUUAAUUAAGGCCAUGUCUACGGUUUGGCCUAUCAUCCACACGCACAUUUAAACGAGGGUUCUUAAAAACGCUGUCCAAAGAGAAGAUUCUGCGUUUGUGGCGCCAUCAUGUGGACACUGAUAUCCGAAGAUUUAACUGUGGAAACGUCACUCACUGCGACAAACUUUGUCCCUACGUCAUACAUAAGACUAAUGUUUACAUUUGGAAUAAAUUUGACAGGUGCUUUUUUGCUCCCUUUUAUUUACAAACGCUUGCAGUGCUUCAUAUUAAAGAACACAUGCGAAGAAUGGGGGUAUUAUGGACAAUUAUUUUUCAUGCAUUGUUAUGAAUUUAACUAAAAAUGGAUGAAUACAAUCGGCCUCGGAAGCUUUUUCGUUUUUCUACAAACGUGAUGGUGCGGACGUAGUUAUUUUUUUCCCAACGUAUUAGGGCGGGAUCCUAGGUUUUAAAAAACCCUACUAGGUCUAGGCAUGGCCUUAGUCUAAGAUUUUAACCCUU
Messenger RNA from Corythoichthys intestinalis (scribbled pipefish), 2163 nucleotides. RefSeq names its product adenosine deaminase-like (gene mapda). The transcript has 10 exons. Bases 116 to 1159 code for a protein of 347 amino acids. Gene Ontology annotation, biological process: inosine biosynthetic process; adenosine catabolic process. Lineage: Eukaryota; Metazoa; Chordata; Actinopteri; Syngnathiformes; Syngnathidae. The record is from RefSeq and is a predicted model, not a curated record. Gene Ontology annotation, molecular function: adenosine deaminase activity.